Molecule: messenger RNA, 1251 nt
Organism: Arabidopsis lyrata subsp. lyrata
Lineage: Eukaryota; Viridiplantae; Streptophyta; Magnoliopsida; Brassicales; Brassicaceae
Product: probable splicing factor 3A subunit 1
Exons: 6
Coding region: 411-728 (105 amino acids)
Source: RefSeq, a predicted model, not a curated record
CCCUUCAGGAAUUGCUCUCACUCGCGCAACGCGCACUUGGUGCGAGUGGUUGCGAAAUAGAGCCUUCUGAUUGGCUUAAAACUUCUAAAAAAAGUGAAAUAGUAUACAUGUUGCUAGCUUCUCUCAUUUUGAGGCAAAAACACGAAGAACUCACAACUACAUUAGAUUCAUGCUUUCAGAUUUCGACUGUGAAUUGUUCUUCUUCCUCUAUUGGAUGCCCUGGAAGUAGAAAACUUUUAUCCAGAGACGUCUGUGGAUAGCCAUAGCUCCCCUACUUCUUCAUCUGCUCGAAGCAAGCCUCAUUUACAUUAUAUAUGAAAGUCCAAGGGAAAUCCGCAAAGGGGAGGAGAUUGCAUGGUAUGCAGAUUGGGAAACAAUUGUGUGAAAUGAGCAUAAUCAGUCAAUAGCUUAUGCCGCCUAUGAUCGUGUUUUCGUGCCUACGACGACUAUACACAAUGUCUAUGAUGUUGCUGCUCAGCAUGUCGUUAAUGGUGCUAUGGUGCGGGGAUCAAUGUCCAUCUACGAUCAGGAUUUCUGUUCCAAACUUGAAUGAUGGGCAAGUCAUUGAGAUCACAGUGCAGUCGUUGUCCGAAAACGUGGCAAGUUUGAAGGAGAAAGUGGCAAACAAACUCAAGUUCAGUGGAAAAGCCGGGCUUUUAAAGGACGACGACAAGUCACUUGCACAUUACAAUGUUCGAACAGGAGACACCCUAACACUGUCUUUGUAAAAACGGAUGCAGGUAAAUGCUUUUCAGUCUCUCAACUCUAGUUAUUCUCUGUCUCUCAACUCUUGUUUAUUUUUCAGUCUCUCAACUCUUGUUAUGUUUAGAGGAUGUUUUUAAAACGAUAUGUAACUGACUUAGUUUAUUCAAUUAUAAAGUACAAUUGCGGUAAUCGAAUUAAAUAUGAAAAUGCACCAGUGUAUACGAUUUCACACAGUAGAAAAAUAGAAGAAGAGAAGAGAGGAUAGAAUUAAAAAGGAGAUUCAAACAAAUGUUUUUUGGCAAAAACUAACAAACUUUGCUUCAACCAAGAAAAGAUAAAUAAAUUAGCUCUGCUUGCUAAUUUCCACCCAACAUGUAUGUUUCUCUAUUUAGCCUGUAAAUAGCUGAAAAGUAUUCUUUGGUGAGAUUGGGGUCAGCUUUCAUUGAUUUCUUAUGGUAUCAAAUGUUAAUCCCAACUUGAAAAUUCUUUCUUUUCUCAUGUUGUCUUUGUUCUGUUUUUGUCUCUUUUGUGAGGGUAUAAUCUCUG